Molecule: messenger RNA, 2579 nt
Organism: Homalodisca vitripennis (glassy-winged sharpshooter)
Lineage: Eukaryota; Metazoa; Arthropoda; Insecta; Hemiptera; Cicadellidae
Product: hemicentin-1-like
Exons: 17
Coding region: 24-2579 (851 amino acids)
Biological process (GO): dendrite self-avoidance; axon guidance; homophilic cell-cell adhesion
Cellular component (GO): axon; plasma membrane
Molecular function (GO): cell-cell adhesion mediator activity
Source: RefSeq, a predicted model, not a curated record
UAGUAAAGUGGAGGCGACAUGAGAUGGCCUUAUUACCAGGAUUCCAAACUGAUGAGAUGGUGAUUAUGCAGGACAACAUGUUGGUGUUGACCCAGGUGACAUCAGCCAGUGAGGGUCAGUACGUAUGUGAGGCUGACAGUCCGGCUGGUCAUGCACACAGGAACUACUCUGUCCAUGUCAUAGUACCUCCAGUUGUUGUUGAUAAAUCUGUAACACCCUUAGACAUUGUGGAGUCCAACGAAGGUCUUCUCACCUGUCCUGUACAGCAAGGAUCACACCAAUCCUCUGUUGUGUGGCUCAAGGAUGGUGUACCAAUCAAUUUAGAGGAAAAUGAGAGAGCAGAUGAUACUCAUUACAAUUUGAAAGAUGGAGGACUUUCUCUGAAAAUAGCUGAAGCUAGGUCAGAUGACACUGGAAUGUACACAUGUGUUGCAACAAAUUUAGCAGGUAGGAGCCAAGCCUCUUUCGCAGUAGAGGUUCUGGUACAUCCUCACUUCUUGGAUGAGUUUCCAGAAACGGAGUUAGUUGUCUCAGAGGGUGAGAGAGUUGUACUCGACUGCAGUGUGGGCGGCAAUCCAGAACCAAAAGUAAGUUGGAAAAGAGUGGAGCUAGGUUUGCCCGUGACACAGCACACAAUGCCUGGUAUGAUGUUAGAACUGCCAUCAAGAUGGCGGGUGAUCAUACCGGCUGUGCGACCUCAUCACUCCGGCACAUACCAGUGUUCAGCUGUCAACAAACUGGGCAAGGAGACCAAGCAGUUCUCCCUUCGAGUGACAGCUCCUCCCGAGUUGGAUGGACCAAAAGAAGAAAAACUGGAAUUAUCUUUAAAUGAGAAGGCAGUACUUCAGUGCCGUGUUUGGGGCACACCAGCUCCUACCAUUGUGUGGGAGUAUUCCAAUUCCACCAGUGGAUUUCAAACGAUUCAAAACCCUGGUUUUGAUCUGAGGUUGUUCGAACUCUCUCCAUUGGCCCCUAGUGAAGCUGGGACAUACAAAUGUACAGCUGUUAAUACUUUUGGUACGGUUUCUAAACACUUCAAUGUUACUAUAUCAGAACCACCAAAAAUAGAACAGUCAGAGUUGACAGAAGAGCUGAAGGUGAGUAUAGGAAGUGACAUGUCACUGAGCUGUGUGACGUCAGGUUCUCCUCCUCCUGUAGUAUCCUGGCUGCACAAUGGACAUUUGGUCAGCAGUCAGUCUCUCGUAGAUGGUCACACUCAUUCACUGCUGCUUGGCCCUGUCAAUACUACGUCGGGUGGCAAAUACUUGUGUGUUGCUUCCAACAAAGCUGGAGUUGCUGAAAAGGCAUUUAAGGUUAAAGUUCUUGUUCCACCAAGGAUAUCUGAGUCAUACCAGUUUUCUGCAGACCCUCAUGUGGUAGUGGUCGAGGGCCUUCCGCUAACCAUCAGAUGUCCCGUGACAGGGACACCGCCACCCAACAUUACAUGGCAUAAAGAUGGUGGACAACUCAAUAAUACCAAUGAUCUUAUUUCAAUCAAAGAAGUAGGAAGAAAUGAUUCAGGGAAUUAUACCUGUACAGCCACAAAUCAUGUUGGCAAAGUUUCCAAAUCAUUCUUGGUUGAUGUUCACACGGCGCCAAUGCUGAAGGAAGAUACGCCUCAGCAGCUGUCAGUACUCAGCAAGACAGAACUAUCGUUAGACUGUUCAGUCACUGGCCAUCCUUCCCCUUCCAUCUUGUGGCUUAACGGCACCCAUCCUCUCUCUAAUUCUGGAGUUAUCUCUCUUACAAACAAAAACCAAACUAUGAAAAUAGGAAGCAUUAAUCUGGAGCAUUCUGGACAUUAUUCCUGUAUAGCAUCAAAUAUUGCUGGCGCUGUUGAGAAGUCUUUUGAUGUAGAUGUUCUUGAGCCACCCAGUUUUAUGGGUGACGAAGCUGCAGGAAACAGGCCUUCAACCAUGCAGAAGGUUAUGCUUCACCGCAAGGUAAUGCUAGAAUGCCCAGUUUCCGGAACUCCAUCUCCCAAUAUAACCUGGUACAAAGACGGGGAGGUUGUUGUGAAGCCUCAACUGAGUGAAGGUGGUCAAGUCCUCCACGUGAUGAAUGCCUUGCCCAGACACGCUGGCAACUACAGUUGUGUGGCUGAGAAUGCAGCGGGCACAACCCGUCUCUUCUUACCCCUCUCUGUCAUUGUGCCACUACAAUGGAGUGAGUGGACAGAGUGGACUUCAUGUAGCAAGAGUUGUGGAGGGGGCAAAGAGGUACGAGAGAGGGAGUGUGGACACAACACAAUCACAGCAUCCGAUUUUGUUGAGCUUGACUCUUCUGAAUGUGUGGGUGAAAAGGAGCAAAUCAGACUCUGCAACGUAUUACCUUGCCAGGUACAUGGAGGCUGGGGAGAGUGGACUAACUGGACAUCGUGUUCUGAAUCUUGUGGACCUGGCACCAGACGUAGAUACCGCCACUGUGACUCCCCUGUCCCAGCUUUUGGAGGUGAUCCUUGUUAUGGUUCUGACGGCCAACAAGAACAAUGCAUUAUUCAACCCUGCCCUCUUCAGUCUCAGUGGAGUGAAUGGACUUCAUGGAGCAGGUGUACCACAAAGUGUGGCAUGGGCACCUAA